Cuculus canorus (common cuckoo) is the source of this 4066-nucleotide messenger RNA. RefSeq names its product tropomodulin 1 (gene TMOD1). Gene Ontology annotation, molecular function: tropomyosin binding. Lineage: Eukaryota; Metazoa; Chordata; Aves; Cuculiformes; Cuculidae. Gene Ontology annotation, biological process: muscle contraction; pointed-end actin filament capping; myofibril assembly. The record is from RefSeq and is a predicted model, not a curated record. The transcript is spliced from 10 exons. Bases 202 to 1317 code for a protein of 371 amino acids. Gene Ontology annotation, cellular component: myofibril; striated muscle thin filament.
UUGCCCGAGGUCCCCGGGGGCGGCAUCGCCUCCCCGCACCCCAUGAGGGCAGGACCGGCCCUCGGUGAGCGCGGCCCUGCCUCCCCGCAGCGGGGAGGGGCGAGGGCACGGCGGGAGGCGCCGGGGCUCGGCGCGGCUGGGCUCGGCCGCCGCUGCGACCCUGUUUCAGAGUAAAACUGAGAUUCACAAGUCUCCUCUAAGAUGUCUUACAGAAAGGAGCUAGAAAAAUACCGAGACCUGGAUGAAGACAAGAUUCUUGGAGCUCUGACAGAGGAGGAGCUCAGGAAGUUAGAGAAUGAACUGGAAGAGCUGGAUCCUGAUAAUGCAUUGCUGCCAGCAGGGCUCAGGCAGCGGGAUCAGACACAAAAGCCACCAACUGGACCAUUCAAAAGGGAGGAACUCAUGGCCCAUCUAGAAAAGCAGGCGAAGGAUGUAAAGGACAGAGAAGACUUGGUUCCUUUCACAGGAGAAAAGAGAGGAAAAGCUUGGAUACCCAAGGAGAAGCCGAUGGAUCCUGUUUUGGAAAGUGUGACUCUUGAGCCAGAACUGGAAGAAGCCCUUGCUAAUGCUUCUGAUGCAGAGCUCUGUGACAUUGCUGCCAUCCUUGGCAUGCACACCCUGAUGAGUAACCAGCAGUACUAUGGAGCACUGGGGAGCAGCACCAUUGUGAACAAAGAAGGGCUUAACAGUGUGAUUAAACCCACACAGUACAAACCAGUUCCUGAUGAGGAACCGAACUCAACAGAUGUGGAGGAAACUCUGAAACGAAUACAAAGUAAUGAUCCUGACCUUGAGGAAGUCAACCUUAACAAUAUUAUGAAUAUUCCCAUACCAACUUUAAAAGCUUUUGCAGAAGCACUGAAAAAUAACACCUAUGUGAAGAAGUUCAGUAUAGUUGGGACACGGAGCAAUGAUCCUGUUGCUUUCGCACUGGCAGAAAUGCUGAAGGUCAAUAACACACUGAAGAGCCUGAAUGUGGAAUCAAAUUUCAUAUCUGGGACAGGAAUCUUGGCUGUUGUUGAAGCACUCCAGGGCAACACAUCACUUGUCGAGCUGCGCAUCGACAAUCAGAGCCAGCCCUUGGGCAACAAAGUAGAAAUGGAAAUCGCAAACAUGUUGGAAAAAAACACAUCCCUGCUGAAGUUCGGGUACCAUUUCACUCAGCAGGGGCCACGGCUCCGUGCCUCAAAUGCCAUGAUGAGUAACAAUGACCUAGCCGGUAUCAUGCCCCUAGGAAGCACAGCCAAGCAAAGAAGUAUGUGCCAGUUCUCCAGUGACCACACAGAAUACUCAGCGUUAGGGUUCACUGUGUAUUGACUCUGCCUGCAGCUUCAUUCCUGGUCACUAGAGAGUUUCCCUGGGAAAGGCCUGCUAUUUCCUGUCCUUUGGAACAGAGCAAGGAUUUAAAUGACCAUGCAGCACCUGGGAUACAAAGUAAUCAGCUGGAAAAUUUGCAUAUUUUAAUUGUUCCUGCUGUAAGGGGAAGAAUUCACAACUUGCCUUCCAUGUAACAGUUGUGCAUUUUGCCUCUUCAACCAUUAAACUCUGCAUUUUUGUCUGAUUUGGUUCUUGUCUGCAGCUCGCAUUCAUCGGUGUGAUGGUCUCUGGCAAUAGCAUCUUGGCUCCACACCCGGACAAUGUAUAAGUAUAGAAAAACUUUACUUUCUUCCCUGUCAGCAAUAGUUCUCUGCUUGUGCUCCACUCCAGUGCUCUUGCCUACCAUCACCUGAUGCUACCAGAACUUGGUUUAGCUUUGUUUCUCUAAGGUGCUCUACAUGAAUCAGCUGUGAAAGAUUUUUACACUCAACCUCAUGAGCUAACUUCUGCAUCCUCUUUAUACUGUUUUUCCCCCCUUUUUAUCUCACACACUCUUCUCAGUAAAUCACAUAAAUCCACCUUAAGAGUAGACAGGAGACUGCUUUGACCAAGUUAACCAUAAUCAGAGGGUUGGAGGCUAAAGGCUUAAGAUAAGAAAUAAGAUUAUUUUAUUUUUUUAAAUUUGCAAUGGCAGUUUAGAAAAACUGGCAAAGGAAGAACUGUGGCAUCUGUCUCCUGCUGUGUUUACAGCAGUUAGCAUCAGGUGAUGCUUGUGGCCCAAAGUCAGGUUACAAAGACAAACUGUGUGAAAUAAUUGACUGUAGAAUAAGGGAGGUAAGGCUGAAAGCAGCUUCUGGCCUUAGAUAUUCAUAGGGGCAGAAACCUCAUCUUGCCUUCCGUGACUUUAAAUUGCAUAGGGCUGUGCCUGCUGCUUUUAGCAGGACUUCAGAAGCUGAUGCUAUCCUGUUUCUUUCCUGGCAGAACAUACAUGUCUCCAUUCCCAUCCACAGCAGGUAAGUCAAGCCACAUCUUCCCCCUGCCAUGACUGACUCCUCUUCCUAUUCUUUUUCAGUGAGAAAAAGAAGACUUGCAGAGCUGAAUGGGCCUAUUUUUCCCAAGUGUAGAACUGGAGUGUAGUUCCUGGCUAUGGAGGUCAUUCCUGGGGAUAUGUACUACACUGUGGAAAUCUAAAGGCAAUAAGUGCCUUGACACAGUAUUUGUGGUGCCUCAGUUCUGUUUUGUGCACUAACAGUUUAACUAGUGGCUGUAGUUGAAGUAGGACUGUUGAUGUUUUCUGUAGAGUUGGAAACUAUUCAAGCCCAUUUUAUGCAAUCUCAGUUUAGAAUACAUCCCAGUGUAAAAGUCACUCUUAUUUAUCCUGGGACCUAAUUUUUCAAUAAACUUCCUGCACAGUGUUUCCAUACAGCUAGGAUGUGGUAUGCAUGAGUGAAAGAUACAAUUGUUCACACGAGUUACAGAGGUAUUAAAAAAAUAUUUUUUUUUCCCAAACUGAUUUCAAGAAACUAUAGAGGAGCAACUAGCUUAACAAGCACUUCUACUGCCUGGAAACAUGGCCAAUGUCAAGAAUUGUGAAUUACAAUAUUUACUGACAUUUGCUGAGUCAAUUAGUUGGAGAUGCUGUUUCAAAUGCAUCUCUGUGUUUCUUCUCCACCCUAUGAUUAAAUGGAACUUAAGGCCACCAGUUACAAAACAGAGUCUCAUUAGCUGAGCAGUUUAGGAUGGGUUAAUAUGCUUCUCUCCUAUGCAUGCCUGAAGAAAACCAUCAUCUUUAGGGAGGCAAUGCAAAUCCUAACCCUGCAGAGAUGGCCAAACUGAUCAGAAAACCAAAGCCCUCUCUUGUAAUCCCCACUCCCUUCAGUUUCCUAAUGUUAAAAGCAUGUGUUCACUGGAAACAAGUAAAAUUCUCUUUGCUGUUUAGUCUAGAAGACCGUGUCCAUUAAUUAAAUUUUGUUCUGGUAGGGAUUGUUUAUUUUACUGCUGUCCCUAAUGUCUGCAUAAAUGCUGCACCUUAGAAAAGCUGUUGGGUGAAAUAUCCCAAUCCUGAACCGACACUGCAUACAAUGUGACCACUGUUUGUCAGAGCCUGCUACCCAUCAUCCCAUACCCACAGGCUUUAGAGCUCCCAGACAUGCAUUGGAUUGGACCCAACACUAUCCCAUCCAAAACUCACACUAUUAAUGCGGGUGGGAUCCUGCUGGGUAGGAAGUCUCCUGGCAGCAGCAUUGCUGUACUGAAGCCUUAUUCAUGGUCUGAUGAUAUGUCCUAGAAAAUGUUUUCUCUUGUUAGAAAUCUGUUAAGAGUGAAGUUUUGCAGACUUUUACAUAUAUUCCAGCAGAAGUCCCACAGAUUUCUUUAGAGCUUGUGCGCAAAUGUCACCCAUGAUUUAGCUCUCAGAACAAAGCAGAGAAACACUAAACUUUCAGCAAUGUGGGAAACAUACUUGUUGCUCUUCAAAUCUCAAUAAAUGCACCAGUGGUGUCAAAUAAAACGCUGCAAUAUAGGUUUUUCCCCUCACCCUGCAAAUUCCGCAUCAGAAAAUCAGAAGAAAAAUGCUUGAAAACUUAUUUUUUUAAAAAACCCUGGCGGACAGCCUCUUUCUUCCAUACACACUGCAAAGACUUCAAAAUGGUCAACUAAAUCAUCACACCAGAGUCACACAGUUCCAGCUGGGCUGUCCACGCGCAUUUGCAUGGUACAGGCUCAGGUCUUCCAUUGGUGUCAGAAAAAC